This is a messenger RNA of Venturia canescens, 10125 nucleotides long. RefSeq names its product Utx histone demethylase (gene Utx). Gene Ontology annotation, biological process: regulation of gene expression. The record is from RefSeq and is a predicted model, not a curated record. Gene Ontology annotation, cellular component: MLL3/4 complex. The transcript is spliced from 13 exons. Gene Ontology annotation, molecular function: RNA polymerase II cis-regulatory region sequence-specific DNA binding; histone H3K27me2/H3K27me3 demethylase activity; chromatin DNA binding. Bases 377 to 4603 code for a protein of 1408 amino acids. NCBI's taxonomy places the organism in Eukaryota, Metazoa, Arthropoda, Insecta, Hymenoptera, Ichneumonidae.
GUGUAAAUCGGCCUGGUUUAACCUACCGGUCCGUGGUCUGAGCCGCGAAGUGCAUUAAAAAAAUUAAAAUAGUGAGAAUUUUGUGCUCAUCCUUAAGAUGAUAAAAAAAAGGCGGUAAGAUCGAACGUGUGAUUCUCGCGCGUUUCCCUCGGUUUUUAGUGGCAUAUAUACAUAUUUAUAUAUGUAUAUAUAUUUUUUCCACGAUUGUUCGACGCUGUUGAUAAGCGACGUCGUCGUCGAGUCGUCGUCGUCGUCGUCGUCGUCGUCGUCGACGAAGUCACCCGCGCCAACAUGACUUUACCCGGUUUAUCGUGCGCGUUUUAAACAUUAAUUUUUAUCCUUAUAAAAAGUGCAGUUUUAAAGUGAUCACUGUAAAAUGGCACAGGAGACCGACGAUAUUAAUUUGACACCGCAAGAAUUGCAGACUCUCUCCGAGCUCGACAGUCGCCAGUUUGGUUUUCUCAAACUCAACUCGGCGGAACAAAGCAAAAAGAAGGCUCUUGUUGUCCGUGCCAUCAAAUAUCUUGAACGCAUGCUGGUUCAAGCUCAGGCUGAAAAACAACGCAGAAAAAACGACUGCGUCAAAUACAGUGCCGAGGAUAGCAAAAACGACGAACCUGACAAGGGCAUCAGCAUUGAUCCCAAAACUUAUUGCAAGCUUGGACACUUUCAUCUACUUUUGGAAGACUAUGCCAAAGCAAUGUCAGCGUAUCAAAAGUUUUACACACUGAAAGGUGAUUACUGGACUGAUGCUUCGUUUCUGUACGGGCAAGGCCUGGUGUACUUUCAUUUCAACGCCUUCCAAUGGGCUGUCAAAGCAUUUCAGCAGGUGUUAUGGGUCGAUCCCGGGUUCCCUCGCGCCUGCGAGGUUCACCUUCGACUAGGUCUCAUGCUCAAGGUUCAUGCUGACUUCGAUGCUGCCUUCAAACACCUGACAUUAGCCCUAAUCGACGCCAGCACACCGGCUUCCUUCUCCAAACUCGAGAUCAAAUUUCACGUGGCACAUCUCUACGAGGUUCAAGGAAAAUACAAACUCGCUAAGGAACAUUACGAAGCUUUGCUCAAAGAAAAAUCACUACCGUCACACCUCAAAGCUGAUAUUUGUCGACAAUUAGGAUGGAUGUACCACGUCGUUGACUGCGCUAUCCUCGGUGUAACGAGACAACAAAAACAAGCGAUAGCGAUACACUGUUUGCAGCGCUCGAUCGAAGCCGAGCCGAAGAGUGGGCAAAGUCUUUAUUUAUUGGGACGCUGUUUGGCAGCUUCCGGCAAGGUUCACGAUGCUUUCAUCGCCUACAGGAACUCCGUGGAAAAGUCCGAGGGCAAUGCCGACACGUGGUGCAGCAUAGGCGUCCUUUAUCAGCAGCAAAACCAACCUAUGGACGCACUCCAGGCUUACAUAUGCGCGGUACAACUCGACAAAUCGCAUUCUGCCGCUUGGACGAAUCUUGGAAUACUGUACGAGAGUGUGAGCCAGCCGAAGGACGCGCUCGCCUGUUACGUUAACGCGUCCAGAGGUAACAACAAUACACCAAAUUUGGGAAGCACGACGACCACGAUCCCAGCUCCAACGACCACGACGAAUAACAACAACAACAACAACAACAAUAAUAACAAUAGCAACAACAACAAUAACAACAACGGCAAUAGCAACAGUGGCAGUCCCUUAACCUCUGGCCUUGGUGGAGCUAAGUCCGGUGGUAACGCACCCAUGAACCCGUCCCUUCAACAACGCAUUAAUUUCCUCCAGAGUCAUCUCAGCCAAGCACCUAUGCCUUCCAUCGCAGUCAAAAGACGGCAAUUGCCGUCGAUAGAGGAGGCUUGGAAUCUUCCAAUAAGCGCUGAAAUGUCGAGCCGACAGCAGCAGCAGCAGCAGCAGCAGCAUCAGCAGCAGCAGCAGCAACAACAGCAACAACAAGCGCAACAGCAACAGCCGCCGAGCGGCUCGGCGGGUUAUAAAUACACUGGCGGCCCCUCGGGGCCACCUCCGCCUUAUCCUCAAGGACAAGGACAGAAUAUUAGUACCAAACGAUUCAAGCCCGGGGAAGAUCCGUCGAUAGUGCAAGGAGGUCAGCAAAGGCCGCCGCCGUUUUACUUGUCGCCGCAGCAGCUCCAGAUGUUGCAAUUUUUGCAGCAAAAUCACGGCAGUCUGACGCCUCAGCAGCAGGGUCAUUUGAGUCAGUUGCAAAUGCAGUACAGAUCGAUGCAGCAGCACCAGCAGCAAAUGAGGCUUCAGCAGGCGCAGCAGGGAGGUCAGAGGGGAGGUUUGAGGCCAGGGCAGCCGGGAUAUCCGAGUAAUUAUCCGCACGGGCAGCAACCGGGGGUGAUAAAAAGUUACGGGAUUCCGCAGCAGCCUCAGGGCGGCGGAACUGUCGCUUUGCAAACGGGCUUCACCGAUUCGAGUGUCGUUUAUAAUGCUGCGGCGACCGGAAACACCCAGCAAACUCCUGGCAUGCCUUACAAAUCGGCCUCCGAUCCGAACUACCCGCAGCAGAGGCCUCAAAGCCAGUUCAGCCAACAGUAUCAAUCGAAUCAGUACGGCGCUCAGGGCUACACGCAAAUAACUUCGACGACGAGCAACUAUCCGGAAGGGGCGGCCGCUGGAAACAAAGAUCUCGGGGUUACGGAUCAGGAGCUCCAAGCUUUGCUCUCUCAGAACGACAUCGCGACCUCUUUCGCCGAGGAUCUCCUCAAACAUUUCGGCUCCGAAGAGCUUGAGGUCAAAGACGAAAGCUCCUCGAUCAUGAACAAUGGAACCUUGAGCUCCGGGCCAUUCUCACCUUCGAAUCUCGAGGAAAACAGCAACGAGAAUUCCUCCGAAAGGCUCAAAGACGUGAAAGUGGAAAAAAUAGACAGCGAUAGCGGUUGCUACGAUAAAAAUCAGGGGAAAAAUCUUGCUCCCGAUACCGUCAAGUGCGAGGCUACUUCGAGCACGAAUAAAAUUGAAAAUAGUAGAAACGAGCCCGUUCUCAAGCUCGAAAGCCUGUGCGAGCCUCAAACCGAAGCUGAAAUAACGAUCGAGAUGGACGCGAAAAGCGUCCUCGAAGCCUGCAAAGGCCAAGGACUCAAAGGCGUUCGGAAUUGCUCGAUUCUCAGCGAUCGCUCUCCUCCUCCCGCACCUCCCGAACCCCCGAGUCAACGCUUAACUAAAGAACAACUUCUGCCACCUACUCCGAGCGUUUAUUUGGAAAAUAAAAAAGAGGCUUUCUCUCCGCAGCUUCAAGAAUUCUGUUUGAAGCAUCCGAUCGCCGUGAUACGCGGUCUUGCGGCUGCCCUCAAACUUGAUCUGGGCCUCUUCUCGACCAAAACUUUGGUCGAGGCGAAUCCUGAUCACGGUAUCGAGGUCAGAACGCAAAUGCAACAAACCAGCGACGAGAAUUGGGACCCCGUUCAAAGCCGCAAAGUUUGGGGAUGCAUCAGCCAUCGCAGCCACACAACUAUCGCUAAAUAUGCUCAAUACCAAGCCUCCAGCUUUCAGGAAAGCCUCAAAGAGGAAAGAGAAAAAUCCCAGGGCAUUCAUACCGCCAACCUGUCCGACUCGGACUCCAAAGACAGUACCGGCGUUGUCAAACGCAAGAAAAAUGCUUACGGACUCGCCGGACGACCCGGCUCAAAAAUGCUCAGAUUUGGCACCAACGUCGAUCUCUCCGACGAACGCAAGUGGAAAUCUCAGCUUCAGGAACUCAUGAAAUUACCCGCUUUUGCCAGAGUCGUCUCCGCUGGCAAUAUGCUCAGUCACGUCGGUCACGUAAUUCUCGGAAUGAACACUGUGCAGCUCUACAUGAAGGUUCCAGGAAGUCGUACUCCAGGCCAUCAAGAGAACAACAAUUUUUGCUCCAUAAACAUAAACAUCGGGCCCGGUGAUUGCGAAUGGUUUGCCGUACCUGACGCUUACUGGGGCGUCAUUUGCGCCCUCUGCGAGCGCAAUAAUAUCAAUUAUCUACACGGCAGCUGGUGGCCCUCGCUCGAGGAUCUUUACGAGGAAAACAUUCCCGUUUAUAGGUUUCUACAGAGACCCGGCGAUCUCGUAUGGGUUAAUGCCGGCUGCGUUCAUUGGGUGCAGGCAGUUGGUUGGUGCAACAACAUCGCCUGGAACGUGGGUCCCUUGACAGCUCGACAAUAUCAAUUGGCGAUCGAGCGUUACGAGUGGAAUAAAUUGCAGUCCUUCAAAUCGAUCGUACCGAUGGUCCAUUUGUCUUGGAAUCUAGCAAGAAAUAUUAAAGUCUCGGAUCCGAGGUUGUUCGAGUUGAUUAAAAAUUGCCUUCUACGAACGAUGAGACAGUGUUGUUUGAUUCUCGAGUUCGUUAAGAACAAGGGCGUCGAAGUACGGUUUCAUGGCCGCGGAAAAAACGAGGCUUCCCACUACUGUGGACAAUGCGAAAUCGAAGUAUUCAACAUCCUGUUUAUUCGGGAACAAGAGAAACGUCACGUAGUGCAUUGUAUGGAUUGUGCGAGAAAACAGGCGCCUUCUUUGGACGGUUUCGUCUGCCUCGAGGAAUAUCGUAUGCACGAUCUCAUGGAGGUUUACGACGGUUUCAAUUUGCACACUUCGGUGUCGCCGACGAGCCACGGAGCGUCGCAAGCGGCGAGCCAAUCCUCCUGAGGUUAUAUGCAGCACCGAUAUUUGGAUUACCUUGGAACGUUGCAGGAUUAAAAGAAAUAAUUGAAGAGAGAAGAGGAGGAAAAAGGGUGAGGGAACGAAGAAAGGGAGCGCAGCGUUCACGGUUUUUCCGGUAUCCGUGCGGAUAACGUUUUUUUUCCUACGAUAAGCAUUAUCCACGUACCUGAGAGCAACUUUAAGGAAGUUUAAAGAAAAAAAAAGAGCGAAAUUAGCAAGCUCGUAGAACUAGGCAAAUAAAUUCGAAUUCCGGGGAGCUGCGACGUGAAGGGAACGACAAAACUGAAAUUUCGGUAUUUGAUAAUCAUUGGAAAACGGUACGAUCGUUCUCUUGCUAUUUUUAGCUUAUGAAUUUUCCGGGCACUUGAGAAUGCCCUCAUUUUCGUAGCUUGAGAGCAAAUAUUUGUUGGGAUUAGCAACAAAAAAGGUUUGAAAUUUAACGAGAAUAUCGAAUUUCGUUGGAUCGAAUCGAAAGUUAUAAUUUCAAAGUUUUUUCUUCGAAAAAAAGAAACAAAAUUCCCACUACUGUCGACAGUUUGAACGAUCUCGAGAGCGUUUAUUAGCUAGCACGAUUUGUACAAAUGAAUUAGUCUAAUUUGUGACUUCCUCGAUGGUAAAACGAGAGGAAAAGGGCGAGAAAAACAGAAAAGUUUCUCGAUAGAUGCUGGAAUGACGGUCUUUCUUCAGUCCAAAACUUAAUUUCGUUCCUAGAGAAAAGGAGCGGGAAAUCUAUAACCGAGGAAGAAAAAUCGAAGUCGAUGUUUUCCUCAUUCGGGAAAAACGCGUGGAAUUUUCGAGGCUCCAAGCAGCUGGAUCUCUUUCCCCGUUUGUUUUCGUUCGUUCGAAUUUUUAUUUCUCACAACGACCUCAAAAGAAACAAAACCAAGAAACCAACAAUUUUUCUCGGUGGAAUUUGUCACUGCCAAUUUCGCUAUGAAAUACGUAAUUUUAAAACACACACCCACACUCACACAUACGCGAACCAAAAUGCUCAAACGACUGCUCAGAAUACCAAGACAAAAACCCAAAAAAAUAUGAACGAAUAGAAAAUCGAUAAAUAUAUCAUAAAAAAAAUCAUUUCCGAGCAAGAAGUCGUGACGAAAGAACGAAAACGGAGGAAGAAAAAAGCCCCCACGCCCCCGGCCACCGACCUCGCAGGCUCUCGCGAGAUAAUAAAUCGCCGCAAAUUCACAUUUUUGUACCGAACAAAAGAGAAUCUUGUGAAAAGAGAAAAGUUAAUUAUUGGGGGAAAAAAAAAAAACACAAAAAUGAAAGCAACCCAACGAGAAAGAAAAUGGUAAAAAAUGUAAAUUUCGCUUUUGUAUAUUUCACAUCGUAGUUAGAGAUUUUUAAUAGAAAGAAAUAACGAAAGAAAAUAAUGAAGACAAGAACGAAGAGAAGAAAAUUAGCAAAUAUUAAUAGAAAGUGAAAAACUUGUGGAUUCAAUUAUCUCGAGCACUGAAAGAGGAUCGCGUCGAUCCGUAGUGCCAGAUAAAUUAAGAAACAACAAAUUGUUAAAUAUACAAAAAAACAAUCGUGUAAAUUUCAAAUAUUUUCUAAACCUCCCACGAAACAUCGUGAAAUCAUAAUAAUAGUGAUAAACAAAUCUUAAUAACAAUUAAUCGUAACGAUAGAAAUAAUGAUGAUAAAAAUGGUAUUGAAUAUAGUAAUGAACAAUUAAUAAUAAUAAUUCAUCAUAAUAUUAAUGAUAAAAGUAACAAAAACAAUGAUAAUUAAUUAGCUUAGAUCACAUCGUCAGUUCGAUCUUCGAAGGCCCCGGAGUAUUUUUUCAAAAAAACUUUAAAUUGCUCACUCAAACAGACAGACACACACACACACACACGCACGAAAGGCAAAUCCAAAGAAUCAAGCUUCUGCCCAGAAUCAUGAUGGAUGAUUUAUUGACGAAAAAACUGUAAAAAAAUUGUUGAAAUUUUGUCCGAACGGUGCGAGAACGAAAAAAAUGUUUUUUGCAAUGAUUUUAGGUGUAAUUGUACCGAAUAAGUGAACCAAAAUAUUCGGGGAUCGGUAUUUGGAUUUGGAGACUCGAAGAAUUUCGGGAUUUUCAUUCCUUUGAAUUUUUAACUAUUUUUCAAAGAUUGCCAUGUAAAAAUAAUGACGAAAUUACGACUCGGUUGCUGUUUUUUUUAUUCAAAAUAUUUCUCGUUUCUUCAAUUUUUCGUAAGAAAAUUUCGUUCGAAUUCGACGUGUCAAACUUUUUUUUCUUUUUCUUUUUUUUUUUCCUUCAAACGUUUCAUUGAUAAAUCAAUAAAAAAUCGAAGGAUCGUAAAAAUCUCAAAGGCAGCAACGUGAUUGCCAAACGUUUGUAUCAAGGGCCGAAAGUAAAGGAGCGAAUUUGUUUUCCACUAGUGAAAAAACUGCUUGAAAAACUCGAUUCACCCGCGAUAAAGUGAAACGAAAAUUUGGCCAAAACUGAGGUGAUUCGUCGAUGGCCAAACGGUAAAGAGUCUACCGUGAUAAGCCCUCGGGGCGAAAAGAUUUUUCCAGUUUCCUCUGUUCCCCACGCUCUCCCUCGGAAAGAUUCGAAACAGUAAAAGAAAAAACGAUGUAAAAAGUGAGAACGAAAGGAGAUAAACAUUUGACGAGACGAUGCACGCGGAUAUGAUCUCAACGCACGAUAUUGGUAGUCGCUACUUUAUAUACGAUUUGGAAUGAAAACGAAUUUUAAGGGAAACAACCUUUCUGCCAAUAUUACCGAGUUUGACAGCAUCUUCGAUUAAUCGUUUUAUAUUUGCGACUACUUUUUUUCUUUUCUAUUUUAAGUAUGUGUAUAUAUGUAUAUAGAGGAUUGCGUGGUCGAGUGCAAUUACCGUUUAUGUCAAAAGUGCGAAUCUCGUUUUAUUUCGUCGUUAUCGUUGUCGUCAUACGACUUAACGAAUCGCAAUAAUAGUGAAGAGAGAGAAAAGAAAAAACGAAGUGGACGAUAAAUCGCAGCAGGAAUUACAAUUUUUUUGUUUUCCUUUCUUUCUCGUAUUCCUGACCAAUGCACCGGCAACGCAAUACAAUAAUAUAUGUAUAUAUAUGUACACACGACAUAUAUAUAUAUUGAAAUAAUGAAUGAAUCAUAAAAACACGAGUAUAUUUAAUAUAAAUUGUAAUUAUACAUAACGAAAAUAAUAGAAAUUAAAUAAUAAUCGGAGAGGGUGAUGAGAAUUUUGAAAAUUGCGCGAUGCCUUCGAUUAUAAAAUAAUGGAUUAUGAGAAAAAAAAUAGCUCGUCGACUUUCGUUGCGUCGGGCGGGCGGAGCGGAGGGCUGCUCGCGCGAUGGAGAGCUGAAAUUGAAUGAUGCAAUUUUUCAAAAUAUUUAUCAAAAUUGAUGAAUUACGAGAAUUAUCGUUGAUUCACGAAUUUCUACGAUUUUUUUCUCAAGCUUUUCUACUCUCCCCGGGGAGGAGCUCUCGCGCACGGAGCCCGCGAUGCAUUUCUUUUCCCCCGAAAGCCCCUUUAUAGAAUAGUUUAGCCAAGGGAAGAGAGAACGAAAUGAAUUAAAGGGGAAAAAAACGAAAAAAAAACGAAAAAAAAAAAAAAAAUACGAUUGAAAACAACUUUAGAUUUUUAUUAGCUCGUCGAAAUAUGAAUUUCGCUGUACAUACAACAAACACGCGUCACCGUUGUUUUUUUUUUUUUUUUUUUUUUUCUCCUCUCUCUCCAUCCUGAGCGGGGCUUAUUCUCUACUUUCGUUCCGGGCUAGAAACGGAAUGAACAACAUUCAUAUUUAUAUUAUAUUUGUAAAGGUAAAAGAAGAAAUCGAGUGAGAAAGAAGAGAAAAAAGUGAAGGAAGCAUUGCAAAAUACUGGGCUUUUACGAUGAAAGAGAAAACGAGAAUAUUUCUUCGAUAUUUACUCUCGUAUUUUGAUAAUAAACAUGGCGAAAGAGAAUUUAAAAAAGCGAUGGGAAAAUAAUAAAAUGAGAAUGAGAAAUCAUGACUUUUGGGGGUGGGGACGUUGAAAUAAUCACAUUUUCUCGCAGUUUUGGUCGAUAAGGUGUAAAUUAAAUGAGAAAAAUGAAGAAAAAGCCACGAAGAAAAAAAAAACAGGUUAUAUUUUCGCUAAACGAGAUUUUCAUUCGAUGGAAGAAAAAAUAAAUAAAUAAAAAUGGAACGUGAAAAUGAGGUAAAUUACGAAAUCUACGAUCUAAUGAUAAAUCGCGUAUUUCUAUUGAAAAUAAAGCUUAAAGAAGAAAAAACACGUGACGAAAUGAGCAAAUAGAUACGCGAAAGGACAAAAGAAAUAACCACGAAACACACACACACACACAAAUACGAAGAUUUUAUUUUUCUUUCCGAACGAGGAAAUAUCAUAUUUUCUAAUUCAUCUGUAAUUAAACGAUAAAUACCAAUUACGAGAAAAAUGCAAAUAUUAUGAAAUAAAAGUAAUAAAGUGAGCGGUGGAAAAAGAUUGGAGAGAGUGCGGCGGCGAGAGACGCGAAAAAUGUAAUAAAGAAUGAUAAAUAAUUUAAAUAGCUCCGGUUACGAAACUUUAUAACUGUAUUUUCACGCGAUGAAAGAUAAAAAAAAAAAACGAAAAAAACGAAAAAAAUGGGGACAACAUUCACUGCCAAAUUGUGAUACACGAGGCCCACCUUAAACUUUUUUUUCUCCCCCCAGCCCUUUCCCCCUCGAAUUUUGGAGCGUUUUUUCUCUUUCCGUUGGUUGCAUCGAUCAGAAAAUAUCAGUUACCAAGAUGUUUAUUCGCCCGCCCCCCCCUUAAAGUCCAAAAAUUUUUAAUCGUUGCAACUCGAAACGAAAAAUCGCUCCGCACGGUGAAGAAAAAAGACGUGAAAAAAAAGAUUCAGCUAGGAAACUUGGAUUUACUUGGAUUUUUUUCGAAAUGCCUCCAAACGAAUAUGCCGGUAAAUGAGAAAUUCUCUCGAUAGGGAAGAAUGGAAAAAAAAAAAAAAAACGAAAAAUUGCGAGAGAAUCGAUAAAAUAAAAAGCACACACGCCAAGUAUUUUUUUUAAUAUUCGAAUAACCCGAAGCGCUCUUUUUAAAUAUACAUAAUAAAGAUCCGUGUGUGUGUGCGCGUGUGUAUGUGCUGUGUGCGAAUGUAAAUUUACAGUGCCUUCAAUCAUUGACGAUAUAGAACUAAAGAGAGACCGAAAGAUUUUCUGGACCGGACGAAAUUCCGGUUGAUCGAUUAAUAUUGACUUGAAAAAACUCGAUUCACUCGAUCAAUCGUUAUUCCAAAGGCGAUUCUUUAUCGCGUGACGCGUCCAGAAAAUAAUCUCAUUGGCCACACAACCCUCGUAAUAUUCGCUAAAAAUACACAAAGAUAUGGAGAAAUAAGAAAACAAUGGAAAUCCAAGACACUGAAAAUUGCCUUUGUCGCUAGAAACUCUUUUUUUUCUAUUCUUACUUUUCCUCCUUCACUUAACGAAGUCACAUAUGCAUUAUUAUGUGAUAUCUCUCCGGAGUUCGGGUUCAUCCAGAAACAUUGUUUUUUCACGAACGAAGAAUAAAAAUAAUGAGGAAAAUGGCAUUCGUUGAA